Messenger RNA from Chilo suppressalis (striped riceborer), 6136 nucleotides. Lineage: Eukaryota; Metazoa; Arthropoda; Insecta; Lepidoptera; Crambidae. The record is from the annotation of a GenBank genome assembly.
AGAAAAAAAUGUCAAUAAAAUACUUCGUAGGCUUAAUUCAUCCGUUUCUAACUAUUGAAAUGAAUUAUUUGUUUAAUAAAAAUAAUGACAUAGAUUACUAUGAUGAUUAUUAUUAUGCUUUUGCGUAUGCACCUGACCAUAUUUUGGAAAACAUAUUUUCUUACUUGAACCAUAAAGAUCUUCGAAACUGUUCUUUAGUUUGUAAGAAUUGGUACAAGGUGCUCAGUGAUGAAAAUAAUGAUGUUUGGCGGAUACAUUGUUUAAAAAGACUACCUGAAGAAGUAAUGAAGUCAGAUCUUCUUUCGACAGUGACGACAUACAAAUCAAAAUUGAGAGCAUUCUAUCAUGCUUGGAAUCCACAUGAUUGUUCACGAAAUAUAUAUGUUAAACCCAAUGGUUUUACUUUACAUAGAAAUCCUGUUGCGCAAAGUACAGACGCAUGCAGAGCAAAAAUUGGUUUUCGCCAAGGUCGCCAUGCAUGGGAGGUUAUUUGGGAAGGACCUUUAGGCACUGUGGCAGUUGUUGGUAUAUCAACCAAAGAAGCCUCUUUGCAAUGUCAAGGAUAUGUUGGAUUACUUGGAUCUGAUGAGCAAAGCUGGGGAUGGAAUUUAGUAGAUAACAAUUUACUACACAAUGGUGAUACUCAAGGACAUUAUCCACUACUCAAUAACUGUCCAAAAUAUCAAGUAGGAGAGCGUAUAAGAGUCAUCCUGGAUUGUGAAGAUAAAACACUAUCAUUUGAAAGAAAUUAUGAAUUCUUAGGAGUUGCAUUUCGAGGGCUACCAAAUAAAAAGUUAUAUCCAACAGUAUCUGCAGUGUAUGGAAAUACUGAAGUUUCAAUGGUUUACUUGGGACCUCCACUCGAUGGCUGAUAGUUAGUUCAUAGAUACCUACUUCGCAAAUAUAAAAAGAAAAACUCUUUUCUUAUUGAGAGACGAGUAAUAAUAAAUUUGGAAUCUGCGUUAAUUUGGAAGGCUAAAGCUUAGCAGGUAUUUUAUACCUGCGUUCCUGCGUCCCUCUCCCCAAAAGGGACAGCUGCGAUUCGGCUUUGUUCGUUAAUCCCAUGGAGCACCCCCACUAGAGUCCGCAUACAAGGCAAGCGCUUACGCCAACCUUAAGUAGUAUUUUACCUAUGCGUGAGGCACGCCCACAGACGUCGCGAUACAUUACAUCAUUUCAUUUUGGUAACCGAGCGUCGGUCGAACUGCUUCUCUCGUUUUCGUGUUAAAAAAUUGUAAAAAAUGCCGUACUAUGAAAUUCAAUUAUGUGGAAAGUGGAGUAAAACUUCCAGUCUUCAAAAAUAUGGUAUUACUUUUCACCGGUAAGUUUAAAUACAUUACAAAAAGACAAAAAUACUCUUAUAUUAAAUUGCUGUUAAUUGUAUUUAUUUUUUGGUGAACGCGUUGAUGUCUUUGUACAUUGUCCCUUUCUCGCAUGCGCUGCAUCAUAUAUGCUAUCCCGGUCUCACACGGGCAUUUGUAUUGCUAGUGACGCAGACGCAGCUCAUGUCUCAACCCGUAAUUUUAUCGAUAAGUUUGUCAGCUAUGGAAAUGGAAAAAAUAAAUAAAAAAUAUUUAUUUCAUUGUAUACAAUAACAGAUGUCAUGAGUAUACUACCCACCUUUGGAGCCAUGCUCACCGUUCCAUGCCAACUGACCUGUUGCCAACUGAGUAUGGAUGGGAAGAAUCUGGUGAAAAAUAUCAUUUUAAAUGGUUUAUGGGUGAUCAAUUGCCAGUAUCCAUCACUAGCAUCACUAAUCUCGACAUGAACCCACAUGGUAUGAAAAAAAUUAUCUUCUUUUGAUUUCUGGCAAAUAAUAUUUAUCUACAUGAUUUUGUUAAAUAAUUGAUUGAUAUUUUUACAGAGGACGACGAAACCGAGAACGAUGGAGUGUGUGACAUAAGCAUCGAUAAUUGUGAUGACGGCAGUGAUGCAAACGAUGAUGAUUCAUAAAAAAAUAUUUGUAUGAUGUAUAUUAAGAUUUUGAUGUUAAUUGUAAUAAAAAUAAUCGAAUAAAAUUACGUUUGUAGGCUCUUGGAUAAAUAAAAUUGACCGAUAUGACUCUAAAUUCGUGUAAUUCAUUUACCGAGAACACAACAAAGGAUUCUAUCGUUAAAUACAACAAAUACAACAAACAUUUCGUGUGAGCUGUGUGGAAAGAAAAACGGCCGUGUGCCACUCAUUGAAUGCGUCGCGUGAACUGACUUUGCGCGCGUCGUACAUGUCGCGGCAAAGAUAUAAUGUCGGUAAAGGUGCCAUGCACGGUGGCGUGUUUGGUUCCACGCACUACAUACUCCCUCUUUUGAUCAGAUAGAGCGUCCUCGCAUCUGGUCAAACAAAAUUACACAGAGAGACAUAAGUAAUAAUAAUAAAAUAGCAAAAAUGACACAAAAUUAAGUUUUACGCGGUCUACCACGGCGGCGUUUUGGAAUUACAGGUUCUGGAAUCUCAAGACAUUCCCCAUUGCGAGCGUGAUACCUUUUAAAAUCGGAAAUGUGAUACUUUCCAACGAUUUCUUCGCGCUUCUCGGGAAAUGCCAAAAGGUAAGUUGUGGGACUGAUUUUACUUAUUACUAUAUAUGGACCAUCUCGUUUAGGUGUGAAUUUGGAGCUUACCCCUUUUGCAGCAUUGCUGAGAACGUGCGUCUUCAUCAAUACCAAGUCACCGACGGCGAGUUCAUCUGGUCUGCGGGUUUGAUCCUUGAGUGCCUUGCGGAGAUCCUGCUGACGAUGCGAUGCACUCUUUACUAUUGUUAAGUGUAUCCGCGAGCUUCAGAAGAUACGGAGUAAUCUGAGGAACAUAAUUUUCAGCUUCGAUUACUGCUCGGAUGCCACUGUGCGCAGCUAUCGGCGAACGGAGCUCUCGUCCGAAAGUAAGGUAAGCUGGUGUCUGACCUGUAGCUUUCGGAAUUGACGUAUUCAUGGCAAAACGUAUUGACGGAAGAGCUUCAAGCCACUGAUGAUGAUGACCCUCAACAAGGAUAGCUAACUGAGUCUUCAAGUCCCUAUUUUUUCUUUCAACGGGGUUAGCUUCUGGGUGGUAGAGUGGUAUUAAGUUUUGUCGUACCCCUAGGGUAAACAUAGCAUGCUGCAUGAUGUCAGCAACGAAUUGAACUUCAUUGUCAGAGAUCACACGUCUAGGUAAACCAAAACGUAAAAAAAAUUCUUCGAUAAGUAGCUUCGCACAUGCUUCAGCAGUAGCUUCUACGAGUGCAAACAGCUCUACCCACUUGCUAGUGGUAUCUUCCACGAUAAGCACCCAUCGCUCUCCAUCAGGUCCUUUGGGAAGGCGGCCAAACAAGUCCACAGCUAGGAUCUCGAAGCGUUUAGCUGGAAACGGUGUCUGCAAUAGCCCUGCUGGUUUCAUAUUACUGGGUUUAUAUCGUUGGCAUUCUAUGCAUGAUUUCACAUACUCUGUUAUGUAGCGGCGCAUUCCAGGAAAGUAAAAUCUUUCAGCAAUGCGAUGGAAAGUCUUGUCAAUCCCGCCAUGACCGGCAGUAGCAGCGUCGUGACACUCCACCAUUACCUGCUUACGUCGAUUUUCAGGUAUGACGAGUUGCUGUUCUUCUGUAUCUGCGUAACGGUAUAGUAUUCCGUUAUUUAAAUAAUAGCCCCUCUCGGACCAUCUUGUCGACUCGACUUCAUCUGCUCCUUCUAAUCCUAUUAUGACUUUACCUAUUUCAGGGUCGGCGAGCUGUUCUUCACGCAGAGCGGGAGCUUCCCAGUGUGGGGUAUCAACAAUCACUGUACAUACACCACAUGUUUCUGUAGCUUCAUCGUCACAUGGAGGACGACUGAGUGAGUCAGCGAGAACAUUGACUUUUCCAGGUGUGUAGUCUAUAUGUAAGUCAUACGAUUGAAGUUUCAUAGCCCACCGUAUGAGACGGCCACUAGGAGACCUCAAUGUAAACAGCCACUUUAAAGGUUGGUGAUCACUACGAACCCGAACAGGAUGACCGUCGAUGUAACCUCUGAAUUUCUCCACCGCCCAUACCACCGCCAACGCCUUGCGCUCGGUAGUCGAAUAGUUCCGCUCCGCUGAUGUUAGAAGACGGCUAGCGUAGGCGAUCGGACGCUCGGCGUGCGGCGACUCCCCCUGGAGUAGCGCUGCACCUAGCGCAUAAUUACUGGCGUCUGUUCUGAGAAUAAAUGGACAGUUAUAGUCUGGCUGUAUUAAUAUAGGAGCUGAUGUAAGCAAUAUCUUUAAUUGAUUAUAGGCAGCCUCUUGAGCUUCAUCCCACUUCCAUAACUGAUCUUUCCUAGUUAGCAUAGUCAAGGGUUGAGCGACUUGCGAAAACUUAGGAAUAAACUUCCUAAACCAGGAACAUGAUUGUAAGAAGGACUUCAAAUGCUUCACAGUCAUCGGUUUCCUCAUGUUACAUAUGGCACUUAUUUUGUCGGGAUCUGGUUUGACUCCCUGUGGCGUGAUUACAUGGCCCAGGUACUUGACACUUUCUCUUGCAAAGAUGCAUUUGUCUCUAUUAGCAUAGAGGUUAUAGACACGUAAACGGUCAAAGACAGCUCUCAAGUCCUGAAGGUGCUUUGAGUGAGAUUCUGACAGUAUAAUCAGGUCAUCGAUGCACCUUAGUAUCGUUAUUCCCUGUAAAGCAGCUCCCGACCUGAAUCUGUCAACCAAACGUUGAAAAGUAGCCGGUCCGUUACGGACACCAAACGGCAUUCUUUUAAAAGGAUGACUUCCGAAGUGACAGACAAAAGCCGUCUUGUCUCUGUCCUCUUCACGUACUACUACCUGCCAGUAGCUGGAUUUAAGGUCUAUAGUACUCAUGAAACAGCUCUUACCCGUAUAUUGAAGAAGGUCAUCAAUGACCGGUAGAGGAUAUGCGUCACUUUUAGAAACAGCAUUAAGUUUUCGGUAGUCCACGCAGAACCGAUAUGACCCAUCCUUUUUGGGCACGAGGAGAGCUGGUGCAGCCCACGGUGACUCGCACUCCUCGAUGAUGUCCCUCUGGAGCAUGUCCUCCAGCUCAGCCUUCAUCACAGCCUUCUUCGCAGGUGUGAGGCGAUACGGUGGCACUGCAAUCGGUGGGUGCUCGCCAGUGUCGAUGCGGUGCUCAGCAAAUGGAGUCGGUCCUCCCCCUUCUUGAAAAAUGUCAUCAUAUUCCUGUAAAAGAUCAGCUAGUUCAUUUCUCUCUAAUGGUGACAACAUAGUCCCUUCAUCAGUACGCAAUAUCUCCGUAGAAGCGCAUUCUAAAAUAUCACGUGAAGACUCACAACGCAUGUGGUGAAUGACUUGAGGUUGGUCUACUAAGUACCAACUAUUGUCAACUAUGUUAAUAAUAAUACCAGCUUUACGCAAAAAAUCUAUACCCAAAAGAGUGUCAUUGUUAUUUGCCUCUGGAAAAAUCACAAAACUGAUUGGCACUAUCUUAUUCUUUAACUUAACAUUCACAUCUGCAAGUUAAACAUUUACACUACGUGCCACGCCAUCAGCAAGUUUGACAGUCAUAAUACUGUAUUGAAAUGGAUGAUUCGAUUUACAAAGCAAUUUAUGAAGACUACAGCCCGCAACACUACGCUUGGCUGCAGUAUCGACAAGACCGGUGCCACUGUAUCCACAAAUCUCAAUAUCUAAGAUGGGGCGACCAUCCGCACAAACAUCUACAACAGAGUUAACAUUAUGCAUAGUAAUGCACGAAAAAUCAGCCACUGCGUUAUCAUAACAAUUGGAAUCAUUCUGAUUAUCAGUUAUAACAUCACAUGAAUAAAACGAGUCUUUACAUUUUCCACAAUUUGACCGAAUAACACCCUUAGCGCCACAUCCGUAACAUAAAUAAAAUUGACCGAUAUGACUCUAAAUUCGUGUAAUUCAUUUACCGAGAACACAACAAAGGUUUCUAUCGUUAAAUACAACAAAUACAACAAACAUUUCGUGCGAGCUGUGUGGAAAGAAAAACGGCCGUGUGCCACUCAUUGAAUGCGUCGCGUGAACUGGCUUUACGCGCGUCGUACAUGUCGCGGCAAAGACAUAAUGUCGGUAAAGGUGCCAUGCACGGUGGCGUGUUUCGUUCCACGCACUACACGUUUUAAUUAAUCCGAAUAUUACAAACUAAUAGAAAUCAAAUUAAUGAUGUUACCGCUUCACUCCCAUGAAUCUUAGGUAAAUUGUUAAAAGACGA